Messenger RNA from Betta splendens (Siamese fighting fish), 4190 nucleotides. Its product is annotated as calcium-independent phospholipase A2-gamma-like. Bases 231 to 2741 code for a protein of 836 amino acids. The record is from RefSeq and is a predicted model, not a curated record. Gene Ontology annotation, biological process: arachidonate metabolic process. Lineage: Eukaryota; Metazoa; Chordata; Actinopteri; Anabantiformes; Osphronemidae. Gene Ontology annotation, cellular component: membrane. The transcript has 10 exons.
GUUUUUCUCUGGUCUGACGUCAUUUUGGAUAUAAAGUGUCUCCUCGACCCUUCGCGUUAAAUACGUUCUUACAGUUUUAUCUUAAUUUUGUCGAGGGUGACGACGCAAACAUGUGUUUACAUGUUUCCUGGCUUUUAUGAAACGACGCUUUAAAAUAACUGGUUAUUGAAAAGGGAUUGCAUAGAUCUAAUAUUUCUUGUGGAAGAAAUCUCCUCGUGUGACCAGAAAGAAUGAGUAACAGAUGGGCUGCACAUACCUGGGUGAAAUUGAGAGCAUUUAUUCUGUGGCAAACCCAUGCUCGCAAAUCAGCGCCUUCAUUUUUAUUGUGUGGUACUUCUCACUGUAGGCUUCAUGUUCAACAGCCUGUUUUCUACACGGUUGCCUGUGUCAGCUGGAAGCACAUCCACCACCCGAAGAGCAGGAGUCGUAGAGGAUGGCUUUUUAAAGCAAACCAAAUUAGACAGAGACUUGGACUCCACACCAGUCCCAUUUAUUUGAAAACUUCAGCUUCAAGUUGGUCUGCUGGUUUGAGCCAACACAUGUCGCGGGUCAGGAACACUCUAGACUCAGUUUCUAAAGCUGUGAGUGGGACACACACAGAACUUCUCUCCAAAAUUGCCAGACUCAAGCCUAAUGUUCUAAAAGGGAGAAAAAACGGUGAUUUCAAGUCCAAUUCAAAAGCUGAGGAGAGUACAAUCGCCACCAGUAAUGCUGUGCCUGCUUCUACAUCGACUCCAACCAAAACAUCUGCUGCUACCCCUUCUCUUCCCAGUCCUGGUGCUAUGUUUGAUGCAAGCGCCACCAUUUCUCAUCCUCAGAGUUCUACCCAAGAAGCAACCACUUCUACAAAUGUAAUUGUGCACGAACAUAAGGAUAAAGGGCUUAUGAAUGUUGCCCCUGCUGUCGAAGCCAGUUGUGCCACAAAGGAAGAAGAGUGUAAAUCUUUACACAAUGAUCCUGAAAACAAGAGCUUGGCAUCCUUACCACCCACUGACCUUUUCCAUCCCAGCAACUUUUCUGUCAACCUGGAUGAAACCUACAACUAUCUUUCCCAUCACAUCAACUCUUACUUUGGCACCAGUGCAACGACUCAGGGCAAAAAAGUGGAUAAUGUUGACACAAGUUCUGCUUCUUCUCAGGGUCAACAAAGUAGUGACCUUGUGUCAGUUUCUGGGAAAACAGGCUCAGCAGCUACAGAGAACCCCCCCCUCUCUAAAAAGGGUUUAGGACACUACCUGUCUUACUCUGCUCCAACCGUACAAGCAUUUGUGGGAAACUACAUUGCUCCCUUGGUACCCAAGUUUAGAACAGGGGAGUCAAAAAGUGCUAUUGCAGAGGAAAAAAAGCCCGAAGAUGUUUCAGUAAAACAGGGUGAGGCCACAAUUAGUAAAGAACAGAAGGCUGCAGAUGAGAAAGCCAAGAAACUACUUCUUCAAAGGGAAAAGAUCAUUGCCAGGGUGAGUGUGGACAAUCGCACCCGGGCUCUUGUCCAGGCUUUACACCGGGCAUCAGAUGUAAGGGUCUACAUCAGUAGAGUGGAGGAUCUCAGCUACCAUCUGCUAGAAUUCCCUGAGACCCGUGGUGUUGCAGUGAAGGAAAAAGUUAUCCCUUGCCUACUGCGGCUGAAGCAGGCCAGUGACCCAGGCUUGAGGGCAGCAGUCAGAGAAGCCCUGGCUUUGGUGGGCUACCAUAAACCUGUUAGGGGCCGUGGUAUACGGAUCCUUUCAAUAGAUGGAGGAGGUUUGAGAGGAAUUCUUGCACUUCAGUCGUUACGGAAGCUGGAAGCCCUGACCGGCAAACCCAUUUACAAACUGUUUGAUUAUAUUUGUGGUGUCAGCACAGGUGCUAUUCUAGGGUUCAUGCUAGGAGUGUUCCAAAUCCCUGUGCAAGAAUGUGACGAUCUUUACCGGAAGCUGGGCUCAGAUGUUUUUAAGCAGAACGUUAUUGUUGGCACCGUCAAGAUGAGCUGGAGUCAUGCUUUUUAUGACAGUGAAGCCUGGGAGAACAUCCUCAAAGAGAAAAUGGGCUCUCACCUUCUGGUGGAAACUUCAAGAAACCGUGAAUGCCCCAAGGUGGCAGCAGUGAGCACCGUCGUCAACAGGGGCACCCCUCUGAGGGCAUACGUGUUCAGGAACUACAACCUGCUGCCCGGGGUGCGCUCACACUACCUGGGAGGAUGCCAGCACCAGCUCUGGGAGGCCAUCCGAGCCUCAUCAGCAGCACCUGGGUAUUUCCAGGAGUUCACCUUGGGGAAUGACGUCCACCAGGACGGAGGCCUGCUGAUUAACAACCCCACAGCGCUGGCUAUCCAUGAGUCCAAGUGUUUGUGGCCCAACGCACCCUUGGAGUGUGUGGUGUCACUGGGCACCGGCCGCUUCGAAACCCCGGGCCGAACGAAUGCCACCUACACCAGUCUCAAAACUAAAAUCACAAACGUCAUCAGCAGCGCCACAGACACCGAGGAGGUUCACACCAUGCUCGACGCCUUUCUGCCCGCCGACACGUAUUUCCGCUUCAACCCGUACAUUAGUGAGGACAUCUCCAUGGACGAGAACCGGCAGGAGAAGCUCAACAUGCUGCAGGCCGAGGGCGCCCGCUACCUGGAGAAGAACGAGCAGAAGCUGCAGAAGGUCGCCCGCAUCCUCACCCAGGAGAAGGGCUCCGUCCAGAGGGUGGCGGAGUGGCUCAGGUUCAAGGCCGACAUGUACAACGGUCUGUCUCUGUAUCCCUCCAAGUCCUAAAUCCAGCAUAAGCCACUUUUACCUCAAACGGAAACUUUCCCCUUCUUCUUAAUUACCUGGAGUGUCAUUUUUCCGUGAUUAAGGUCUCGUAGUUGCUAACUUAUUGACCUGUAUGUCUAAAUGCACAAGGUGAUGCGGCCAACAUGCCAAACACUAGUUUCUCCUCAGUCAUGCUUCACUUUUAACGAUACAUUUGUGUGUUUGCCGUUCAAGAUGUGGUUAUUGGGGCUGUUUGAAGUGAAGGAUGCUGCCAACAUUUCAGGAUUAGACUGGAAACCGAGGCUAACAGCUGGUGCGGUCUACUGGAAACAGACUCCGCCUACAGAGGUGCAUUAACCCCACCACCUCUUCACUGUAGCUACAUGUUUAGCCUACACCUUUCACUUAAUUAGUAGGAAACCAAGUAAGCAUCGUUUCUAAAACCUAUUGCUUGUAAAAAAAAAAAAAAAAAAAAGGCCCUGUGGUCGGUCCUAAAUGUUUUUACAAUGGGAGCACUUUUUAAACCACGUGGUUCUUUUACACAAGUGUCAUUUCAGUCAGCGUAAACUCACCAUCCUGUGUUGUUUUUUUGAACAGAAACAUGCCUGAAGGGGAUUUUUAUCAUUAAUGUUGUGUUUGUUGAUCUAAGCUGCCAACGCUGUAAAACAGGAAUGUAACGGAAUGACUGAAAAACAUUUUUUUUGUAAAUGGUCUCGAGGAUAAUCAAACAUUUGCACAUUAACAAUGCAGCUACUGGUCAACUGUGUAAUUCUAUGUUUUAGUUUAUGAGACCUCCUUGUUUUAUGCAACAUGUUUUACUCACUAACGUCUAAAACCUGCAGCAAAGUAUAAGAUGGAAGAUUUACUCUGAUAUUUAAUUCUAAUAUAUAAUAUAGUUAUCUUUUAGCUCUAUUGAAUAAUGAUGGUUUACUAUGUACACCCUAUAAUUGCCCAUGGAGGAGCCUCUGCUUCCUACUGAUAUAACGCAUGUGUUAUUUUAGCUCCAGUGUCUUCAGUUGACACUUUUGUCAGUGCAUGUUCGAUUGUCUGUUUGCUUUUACGGAUUCCCCACUGGCGAUGCACAUGUUCUGCUCUGUCCUCCGUCUCCCCUCUGUCUCUUUGAUGCCUCUCCUCAAAAACUUGACGCAUCGCUACUGCAUUUCAAUCUCCGCUCUGCUGUAUUAUCGCCGUUGUUGAAGUUUUGCAGCUUGUGACUGAAGCGCCCACGUUGAAAUGACAAUGCUUGGCUGAAAAGGAUCGCGUGUUGCCGCGUGUUGCCGCGUUUUGCACCGUGCGUGUUUAUUUCCAUGCCUGACCCGGUCGAGUACUGUUUACAGAGUAAUGUGUCGUUCACACCCAGAGGACCUGAUGUAAAUGGACGCAGAUCAAUAUAAUUCCACUGUUCUCCUGUUGGUCAUGUGUAAAGACUCUUUGAGAGUGUGUGUAAUUAAAACCCAUCACUGAACCUUG